AUGUCGUUGCGUAGGAAUCGCGAAGCCGGACACGAUCGUCUUAUAGAAGACUACUUUGCAGAUGAUGCCAUUUAUGCUGUAAAGUUUCGACGUCGGUUCCGGAUGAGGAAUGAACUAUUCUUACGUACUGUUGGCGAUUUGGAAGACCGUUUCCCAUAUUUCCAAUGGAAAAUGGAUGCGAGACGGAUAAAAGGUUUCUCUCCAAUUAAAAAAUGCAUAGCUGCAAUUCGUCAAUUAGCAUACGGUAUGGGCGCAGACAAAUGUGACGAGUAUUUUAGAAUGUCAGAACGUACCGUGCGCAAGCAUGGACUCUCAGGAAUGCUAGGUAGUAUUGAUUGCAUGCAUUGGAGUUGGUCAUUAUGCCCUGACACAUGGCGUGGUCAGUACAUGAGAGGCGUCCACAAAGAGCCGACGAUCAUUGUAGAGGCUAUCGCAUCACAUGAUCUUUGGAUAUGGCAUGCAUUCUUUGGUCAAGCUGGUGCAAACAACGACAUCAAUGUGUUAGACCAGUCGCCAGUAUUCAACGAUAUCUACCUUGGAAAGUCGCACGAUCCGUCGAUAAAGUAUUGUGACGAUGAUUUGUUUGGCGAAUCAGACGAUGAUUCUGAUAUGUUCGUCGAGAACAAAGAUUCCGAUGACGAGAAUGACGUUCAGGAGAAUGAUGAAGAUGAUGAGGUUGAUAACGAGGACGAUGAUUCCAAGUGUCGUAUUUUUUUUUAA
This is a messenger RNA of Lactuca sativa (garden lettuce), 720 nucleotides long. RefSeq lists its product as uncharacterized. Lineage: Eukaryota; Viridiplantae; Streptophyta; Magnoliopsida; Asterales; Asteraceae. The record is from RefSeq and is a predicted model, not a curated record.